GAGAACUCGAUCCUAGGCCGACAUGAAAGGGGACGCCGGGUGGUACUAUCAAAGUGCAAGCCAAAACGACUGGGACCUCAACGCCGUCGUGCGCUACGCGUGCGGCGGCCGCGUCUCGCAGCCGCGGCCCUCGGACGACCCCUUUGCUUCCUUCCUGCCACCGGCGCAGGAGCCGGUGCCGGCCCCGACGCCGGACGUGACGACGCUGGGCGCCGGGCCGUCGUCGCUUCUCCCUGAUCUGACGCCGAACAACGACGAUCCGCUUGCUGUCGUGGACGAGCUCUCCAUCGCCUACUUGGUCACGCAGUCGCAGCUGGCACUGCAGCCUCCUCCUCCUCAGCCGCCGCAGCCACCCGUAGCGGUCGUGCAGCCGCAGCAAGACGACGCGGCGCCAGUGCCACCGCCGGUGCCGCAGAUCACCGUCGGGCAAGCGUCCGGGGUCGAAAGGCCAAGAUCCAAGAAACAGUAUGUGACUAAGAAGAGGCAUGCGAAGAAGGUUGUGAAGAAGCGCGUGGCGGUGGGGGAAGCGUCGGAGGCGGACCCAUGGGCGUGGCGCAAGUACGGGCAGAAGACCGUCAAGGGGUCCCCCUACACGCGCAGCUACUACCGCUGCAGCACCGCCAAGGAAUGCGGUGCGCGCAAGAUUAUGGAGCUCUGCCCCACCGACCCGGACACCCUCAUCCUCACCUACACCGGCGCCGACCACAACCACCCGCCCCCACUCCACCGCAACUCCCUCGCCGGCACCACGCGCAACAGGCAGCAGCGUCGUCACCACCUUCCGUCCCCCCCUCGUCAGCACGCAGAUCGGCAGAGCCCGGGGCCGUCGACUUCGCCGUCCACGGAGAUGGAGAUGGAGGACCACACUGAGGACGACGACGACCUGCUCAAGCUCCUGAACGAAGCGACAGACACCGGCGGCCACGACGGAGAGUGGCGUUGACCUUGACCCGUCCGUACAUUUCCAUAUAUAGCAGCAUUAAUUUCAUGCCGUCGAAAAAGAGAAAGCUACUAGUGUUGGAAAUCAUCGUUUCGUUACAGCCUUUUAAUCCGUAUAUUCUAGCUAGCUAGAACUCCAGUGAUCAAGUGCCGCCCAGUAGUAUCGAUCCGCCUAGUGUAAUUAAGUGCUAAUCUUAGCUCUGGAUCAGUAGUACUGUACUAGUACUAGGAGAGUGUUCGUUGCUGGCCUAAUUACAUUAAGUUUACCGCAUGUUAUUAGUAUAAUUUAGCCCCAACUCAGAGAUAACCUUUUUAUCUAUACAUCAGUUCUUCUCUUU
This is a messenger RNA of Brachypodium distachyon (stiff brome), 1277 nucleotides long. Its product is annotated as WRKY transcription factor 22. Gene Ontology annotation, biological process: regulation of DNA-templated transcription. Gene Ontology annotation, molecular function: DNA-binding transcription factor activity; transcription cis-regulatory region binding. Gene Ontology annotation, cellular component: nucleus. The record is from RefSeq and is a predicted model, not a curated record. Bases 23 to 943 code for a protein of 306 amino acids. The transcript has 2 exons. NCBI's taxonomy places the organism in Eukaryota, Viridiplantae, Streptophyta, Magnoliopsida, Poales, Poaceae.